AUGGAAGCGGCGCCGAACAGGUACGCGAUUCAGCGGGAUUUGAGCCAGAUUUCGGCAGAAACCAUGGAUCCGAUGGGUUACAGCAGGUGGACACCUCAAGCUGAAAAAACUUUUGAAAUCGUUAAGGCAAAAAUGAGUCAAGCUCCCAUUCUUAGCUUUCCAAAUUUUGAAAACAUUUUUGAAGUUGAUUGCGAUGCUUCUCAUGUUGGUAUUGGUGCUAGAUGUUAUUUGAUUCAAAGGGAGUUUGUUUUAAAUACUGAUCAUGAAGCACUUCAUUUUUUGGGCUCUGAAAAAAAUUUGAAUAAAAGGCAUGCCAAGUGGGUUUCAUUUUUGCAAGAGUAUACUUUUCAUAUUAAACAUAAAACUGGUGUUUUAAACAAAGUUGCUGAUGCUUUAAGCAGGAGAUCUCAUUUGUUGGUAACUGUUUAUCCAACUAUCACUUCUUUUGAUUUUUUGAAAGAUACUUAUGCAAGUGAUUCUAAUUUUAAAGGUAUUUGGGAUUCUUGUAUUGCUUCUGGAACUGAUCCUUCCGCUCAGUUUGUUAUACAUCAAUAUUUUUUGUUUAAGGGGUUUAGACUUUGCAUAACUAAAAACUCUUUAAGAGAACAACUUGUGAAAGAACUUCAUAGUGGGGGUUUGGGUGGACAUUUUGGGCAAGGAAAAACUAUUGCAUUGGUUGAAGAAAAAUAUUUUUGGCCUCAAAUGAGAAAGCAAAUUGCUAAGCUGGUUAAACAAUAUAAAAUAUGUCAGGCUUUCAAGGGAACUUCACAAAAUUCUAGUUUGUAUACUCCUCUACCUAUUCCAAACAAACCUUGGGAGGAUAUUUCUAUGGAUUUCGUUUUGGGUUUGCCUGUUACUAUUCAAAAAUUUGACUCUGUUUUUGUGGUGGUGGAUCGCUUUAGCAAAAUGGUACAAGCAUCUCUUGACAUAGCUGAUCGUAUGUGUCAGUCAGGUCUGGCUGUUUCAAUUGAAUUGUUUCAUCCAAUUUUACACGCAUGUGAGCAAACUUCUCAGUUUGACCUGGUUCAUCAAAUAUAUUCAAUGAUUUGCCAUCAUAACUUGAAGCCCAGUGGAGAUACAUUCAGAAGUUUGAUAGUCUUGUGUGUAAAGAUGAAAGAUUUUGAGGGUGCAUACAACCUUUUGAAAGAUGCAAGGGAAAUGAAGGUGAUCGCAACAGCAGGCAUGUAUAAUGCGCUCAUGGCUGGGUAUUUUAGAGAGAAAAACAAUCAUGGUGCCUUGAUGGUUCUCCAGCAAAUGCAAGAUUUGGAUAUUAAGCCAGAUUCGGAGACUUACAGUUACUUGAUAUCCAACUGUGGAAGUGAAGAGGAUAUUGUCAAGUAUCAUGCUGAAAUGCAACACGAAGGAGUUCAGGCAACAAAAUAUGUUUACAUGGCACUAAUUAAUGCAUAUGCUAACUUCGGGAAAUUUGAAAAGGCUAAACAGGUGAUUCGAGAUGCUAGCAUAUCUCAUAAAUACUUGAAUGAAAUUAAGAGUGUGCUCGUAUCAGCCCUUUCUUCAAAUGGACAAAUGUUUGAAGCACUCCUCGAAUAUGAUGAAAUUAAGCAAGCUGGUGACAAAAUUGAACCCAAAGCUGCUAUAAGCCUAAUUGAAAAUAUUCAAAAUGAAGGAAAUUUGGAUAGGUUGCAGCAGCUUCUGGAUGAUUUAAUUGAUUCAAGCUAUUGGUUUGAUGGGUGCAGUAGAGUUGUAUUGUAUUGUGUGCGGCACAACUUAGCUAGGCCUGCAGUUGAUUUACUUGGGGAGCUCAAGAAGAAAGAUGAAUCGAGUACAUAUAUUGUUAUUGAUCAGGUCUUUAGCGGAAUUUGGUCAGAUGAACCUACAAACUUGGAAAUUGGGAUGGAGUUGCUCCGAGCUAUUAAAGAAGAGCUGCAUCUUUGUGUUGGUCGAAUUAGUCUGGAUUUUCUUCUUAGUACCUGUGUAAAAGCAAAGGAUCCAGUUCGUGCCCAAUUGGUUUGGUCUGAAUAUGUACAUGCUGGCCUUCCAUACAACAUCUUAACUUUCCUGAGGAUGUAUCAAGCUCUAUUAGCGUCCGAUGAAAUCAAUGAAGCAUCCAACAUUCUGAAGAGAAUAACAAAAGAUGAUCCUCAUGUUCGUUAUAUUAUCGAGUCAUGUAAAGCGACUUACUGUAAGAAAUAUUCCAAGAAGCAAAAUAAUUCAUAGAUAUAGACUUCGUUUGAGACAGCUUUUUUGUUUCUUCUUAAAGCAUCUUUCUAGUUAAAAAAAUUGCUUUGCGAAGCAAAACAAAACUAUAAUGUCUUAUUCUUAUGAAAGUAUUCUUUAUUUGCAUGACAUGCCAAUCAUGUUAAAGCCCCCAAAUCUAGCGGAAUUAAGAUUGAUUACUCAUGAUUGAUAUUCUU
This is a messenger RNA of Dendrobium catenatum, 2375 nucleotides long. RefSeq names its product pentatricopeptide repeat-containing protein At4g21880, mitochondrial-like. Gene Ontology annotation, molecular function: protein binding. The record is from RefSeq and is a predicted model, not a curated record. The coding region runs from base 1 to 2178 and encodes 725 amino acids. NCBI's taxonomy places the organism in Eukaryota, Viridiplantae, Streptophyta, Magnoliopsida, Asparagales, Orchidaceae. The transcript is spliced from 13 exons.